Messenger RNA from Strongyloides ratti, 1293 nucleotides. Its product is annotated as G protein-coupled receptor, rhodopsin-like family and GPCR, rhodopsin-like, 7TM domain-containing protein. Gene Ontology annotation, cellular component: membrane. The transcript has 6 exons. Bases 1 to 1293 code for a protein of 430 amino acids. Gene Ontology annotation, biological process: adenylate cyclase-activating adrenergic receptor signaling pathway. The record is from RefSeq and is a predicted model, not a curated record. Gene Ontology annotation, molecular function: G protein-coupled receptor activity. Lineage: Eukaryota; Metazoa; Nematoda; Chromadorea; Rhabditida; Strongyloididae.
AUGAAACUUACGACAGAGACUAUGGUUGUGGAAGAUGAAAUAUUUCCAAAAUGUGAUCCUUCUGAUUCACCAUGGCCAUCAUGUUUAAGUGUCACAACUGCUAUGAUCACAAUAGUAUUUAUGUUAGUUGUAAUGCUAAUGAUAAUACUUGGAAAUACCUUGGUUGUUUUAACUGUUUAUAAUGAUCAAAAAUUAAGAACACAACGUCAAAAUUGGUUAAUUGUUUCAUUAGCUAUAGCAGACUUACUUGUAGGAUUACUUGUUAUGCCAUUAACAACAGCUUAUGAAAUUAUUGGUGCAUGGAAAUUAGGUGAGAUAUUGUGUGAAAUAUGGUUGGCUUUGGAUGUCUUGUUUGUAACAGCUUCAAUUCUGCAUAUUUGUAUUAUUUCACUAGAUAGAUACUGGUCUGUAACUCAACCACUAAAAUAUCCACACAAUAGAACUCCGUUAAGAAUGUUUUUAAUGAUAGGUAUUGCAUGGAGUGUUUCAUUAAUUAUUUGCCUACCACCAAUUUUUGGAUGGAGAACACAACGUAAAAAAGAAAGUUGUGCAUUAAGUGAUGAUGUUGGAUAUGUUUUAUAUUCAUCAUUAGGUUCUUUUUUUAUACCUGUUAUUGUUUUAAUGUUUGUUUAUUGGAAAAUUUAUAAUAUAACUAAACAUCAUUCAAGACAAAGAAUAAAAGAACAUGAAAGAACUGAUAAAACAUUGAUUCAAUUUCAAGAUUCACAAAAAAAUUAUUCAACAGCAACUGUUAAAAUAUUAAAACCAAUUAAUACUUCUUCAGAAGAUAAGAUGGAUGAUGAUAAUAAUAAAAAUGAUUUAGAAGUAAUAACAGAUGAAACUAAUAGAAAUAUAGUAGAAGAUGAUAAUGAUACAGUUAGAAAAAAAUGGCUUUUAAGUUUAAUGUCUAAUAAAAAAACUACUAAAUUAUACUUAUCAUUAGAUAAAAGUAAAGACUCAAAACAAGAAUUUGUUCAAAAUAAUGCUGGUAAAAGAAAAAGACUUUUGAAAGCCAAAGAAAGACAAGCUACAAUGUUAUUAGGUUUAAUUUUAGCUGCAUUUAUAGGUAGUUGGCUACCAUUUUUUACUAUGUAUGUUUUACAAGCUUUUGGAUUAAAAACUCCGGAUUUGAUUUUUAAAUUUUUCUUUUGGUUAGGUUAUUGUAAUUCAGGUAUAAAUCCUGUUAUUUACACUAUUUUUAAUAAAGAAUUUAAACGUGCUUUAAAUCGUCAAUUGAAGAAGUACCAUCAAACGAUUUUAAGAUUUAAAGAAAGCUGCUUUUUUGGUCGUUAA